This is a messenger RNA of Penicillium hordei, 1059 nucleotides long. RefSeq names its product ribosome assembly factor MRT4. The transcript has 2 exons. The record is from RefSeq and is a predicted model, not a curated record. Bases 60 to 800 code for a protein of 246 amino acids. Gene Ontology annotation, biological process: nuclear-transcribed mRNA catabolic process; rRNA processing; ribosomal large subunit biogenesis. Gene Ontology annotation, cellular component: preribosome, large subunit precursor; nucleolus. Lineage: Eukaryota; Fungi; Ascomycota; Eurotiomycetes; Eurotiales; Aspergillaceae. Gene Ontology annotation, molecular function: RNA binding.
AAACAUCCAACUUUCUGUCUGAAUUCAUUGAACCACCAAUUCUAAAAUCAUAAUUCAACAUGCCUCGUUCAAAGCGUGCGCGCGUCGUCCACGAGUCGAAGACUGCCAAGAAAGAUCACAAGGAGCAGACCCGUCGGCUAUUCGCCAACAUCCGGGAAUGUAUCGAGGAAUAUGAUCACCUUUUUGUCUUUGCGGUCGAUAAUAUGCGGAACACCUAUUUGAAGGAUGUGCGCACUGAAUUCGGCGACAGCCGGGUUUUCUUCGGUAAGACCAAGGUCAUGGGCAAGGCCCUUGGCACUGACGUCGAAAGCGAAGCCGCUCCCAACGUGCGCAAACUCACUCCUUUCCUCGCCGGCGCCGUCGGCUUGCUCUUCACCUCCCGCACUCCGGAAUCAGUCAUCGACUACUUCGAGAACUUCCGCCCCCAGGACUUCGCCCGCGCUGGAACCGAAGCCACCCGAUCUUUCACCAUCCCCAACGGCCUGGUCACCGCUCGGGCCGGCGAGAUCCCUGCUGAUCAGGACGAGCCUGUCAGCCACACGAUUGAGCCCGCGCUCCGCAAGCUCGGCGUCCCCACCCGUCUGGUGAAGGGCAAGGUCAUGCUUGAGUUGACUGAGGGUCAGGAGGGUUACCCCGUAUGCCAAGAGGGAGAGACUCUGGACUCACGACAGACUACGUUGUUGAAGAUGUUCGGUAUCACCUCGUCCGAGUUCAAGGUCGAUCUCAAGGCCUACUGGACGCGGAGUACUGAGGAGGUCAAGAUCCUCGAGACUGAGGGUGGAAUGGAUGUUGAUGCAUAGAUGGGAUCUUUAUAUUUUUCCGUUUUUUAUUUCUUCUCUUUCCCAUUCGGCUUCCGUGUGGCCGAAAAAAGAACUCUGCUGGGCAUCUUAUGGAGUUUGGUGAGGGCGCUUUCUUUGCAAAUAUAUUGAAGACUUGUGUGUUUUAUCUCUCUUUCUCUCGUCCUUAUAUGGGGGGGUUUCCCUCCUGCUGGAUCAUGAGCCUAUGACAAGAUUCGGAUACCAGGUCGAAAAAAGUCUACAAAUUUACCUCGUUCUUGGA